GAGGGAAUGGGAGGCCAGUGGAGUUCAUGUAGCAGUGAAUAGAUAUCCGGAGCCAAGGAAGAUGGAAAUUACCCGAGGAAGGGUGGGAAAGAAGGAUUCUGAAAAAGCAAGGGCGACAGCUAGAAGCAAGGCCCCAGCCAGUUUACCCCUUCCAGUUGAAUCGCGACUGGCACAGGGGAGGGAUAGGCAGCUGUUCCUUGCUUGAUUGAUUGAUUGUUGUGGGCAAGAUUUUAGAACUAAAAUUAGAAACUAAUAUUUAUAAAUUAAUUUACGAAUAGUAAUAAUACUUUAAUACAAUGUCAAUGGAUAUUGGAUGAAAUACGCGUUUAUUUACACUUUAAUCCAGCAGUAUUUUAUGUCACUUUACUGUGUUUUCGCGCAGUGUGAAAGCGGUAGCUAAUCCGCCGCUGUAAAUAUGGCGCUUCUGCUAACUUCACUAUUGCAAACUAACGUUUAAAACAAGGACUCUUCAGCUGGUGUUGCGGCCAUGAAGGGAGUUGAUGCAUAUUACAUUUAGUACACAUUUGACGCUGUUAUCGCGUAAUUUUGUGGGCAAAAGAAAAUUCGCAAUUUAUUAGCUAAUAAGCUAACUAGCUAGAUAGUUGCUUUCGUAAAUAAACUAGCUAACGUUAGCUAUUUUGUUUAGCGACCUUGUCUGAACAAGUAAACAUCGCAAUAAAUAUCGUUUUAAAGUUCUCUGAAACUGAAUUUUUACUUUACUGAAUUGUCUCACUCGACAGCUUUCCUUCAUAUGAUUCAAAGCUAAUCCAAUAAUUGCUUGCUAUUGCUAACCGUCAAGAAGCUAGUUGGCUUUGUUGCCUCGAGAAUGGCAGCGAUAAAAGCAAGUCGGUUUAACGUGGUGGGUGUGUGCCAUCAGUUAGGAUCAUUAACCUGGUUUCAUGAUAAGACAUGUAUGAUGCUCAUCGAUUAAUAAGUCAAGACGUGCACAAAGCAGUACAUUUUGAAUGCAAGCGUAUCAAACUUCACACAUUUUGUUCCCCUUAUAGCCUUUGUUUCCUAAGCCUUUAAUAUGUAAAUAUACAUACAUGUUUCAUUGUCGUUGGACGAAGACUUUACAGUCAAAUAGGUAGCUGCAUGAUCGUGUAUGUUAUUGCUCUACAGGGAGUAGAUAAUCUCUGUCAGAGCAAUCCAGCAUUGCCAUGCUCUAUUCAUAGACAUGGAAAUUAAUCAAGUAUAAAAGUGGAAUGUAAUCGUGUUUAGGCCGUUAAAAACAUUCUUAUUUCUAUGGUUUAGACUACAAUAUGGAUCAAAUAUUUAUGGCACUUGGUCUUUCAAAGAGGGAAAAACAAUUCAAUAGAUUUUCACUGUAGUUUAGCAAUUUACCUCAACCCUUCUCCAUAGUGCAGUAUUAGUCAAUAUUGUUUACCAAAUACAAAUGUCAGUUUUUGUAACUUGUACUGUUUUCUAAUGUCCAUUUAUCACGAAGAGUAAUUUAUACUAUAAUAGCCUUUUUUAAUUCUCAACAGUGUGUGGACCUAUGUGUCUUUCUAGGUCCGCCAACAUGAUGGCUGCCCAGUCGGAUUCCAUAGACAAGUACCCGGAGGGAGAGCAGCAGAUGCAGGGGGUGGAGCAGGCGGACGGUGAGGAGGGUUUGGAUGCAGCCUCCAGUCCAGCCCCCACUGAGCCCCAGACCCCCAUGGAUGUAGAUAAGGCUUCCAUAUACCGGCAUCCCUUGUUCCCUCUCCUGGCCCUGCUCUUUGAGAAAUGUGAGCAGUCUACACAGGGCUCAGACUGUGUCACGUCAGCCAGCUUCGACGUGGACAUUGAGAACUUUGUCCGCAGCCAGGAGAAAGAGGGCAAAGCCUUCUUCAGUGAGGACCCUGAUCUCGACAAUCUGAUGGUGAAGGCUAUCCAGGUGCUGCGGAUCCACCUGCUGGAGCUGGAGAAGGUCAGCGACCUGUGUAAGGACUUUUGCAGCCGCUACAUCUCCUGCCUCAAGACCAAGAUGAACAGCGAGACGCUGCUGAGUGGAGAACCUGGCAGCCCCUACUCAUCUGGACAGGGUUUCUCCCCCACCAAGAUCCAGACGUCCAGCUCUUUCACAGGAACCCUCAGUCCCCAGGGGAUUGUGGUGCCAGCAUCGGCCCUGCAGCAAGGCAACGUAACCGUGACAACAGUCAACCCCACACAGGUUAUAGCAGGUAUGUCACCCUGGCAUACAACAACCACAGGUGGCACAGUCUACCAACCAGUCACAGUAGUCAACUCACAGGGCCAGGUGGUGUCACAGACCCUCUCGCCCCAGACCAUACGCAUCCAGAACACACAGCUCCAGCUACAGCUCAACCAGGACCUGAGUUUCUUCAACCACGACGACAGCUCACCCAAGAACAAGCGUGGCGUCCUUCCCAAACAAGCCACCAACGUCAUGCGCUCCUGGCUCUUCCAGCACAUCGGGCACCCCUACCCCACGGAGGAUGAGAAGAAGCAGAUCGCUACUCAAACUAACCUCAGCCUCCUCCAAGUCAACAACUGGUUCAUAAACGCGCGGAGGCGGAUCCUGCAGCCCAUGCUGGACGCCAGCUCUUCGGAGACACCCAAAACCAAGAAGAAACCUCCUCCGAACAGGCCUCUACAGCGCUUCUGGCCUGACUCCAUCGCCACGGGGAUGACCCAACAACAGGUCCAGAUGCCAGAUGGUCGAGUAAGUACUGACUUGCUACACUGCUCAUUGGAUAAGCACUGCUAUGUGUCAAGAGUUGCUGGAGCUGUUGGCUAUACUUGUUUUUAAGGAACCACGGUGAUGAUGAGCGUGGAGGGUCUCCGGAGCCUGUCAUCAGACGGCGCCACGCUAGCCGUGCAGCAGGUGAUGAUGGGCGGGCACAGCGAGGACGAAUCAGGAGACAGCGGGGACGAGGACGAUGAUGAUGACAUGGCUGGGCUGGGCCUGGACAACAGCGACUCGCUGCAGUAGGACACAGACGUACUGUACACACACACAUACACACUUAAAAACAAACUUUGUGUGCUUUGUUUUAAUAUGUAUGUGUGUGUGUGUGUGUGUGUAUAUAUAUGUGUGUGUGUGUUAUAUAUAUAUAUAUAUAUAUAUAUAUAAUCACAUACACAUAUGUGGUGGUUAAGACCUUCCACAACUGACACAUUAUGUAGGCGGGCUGAUAAUGAAUAAGGCGGGCUGAUAAUGAAUAAGGCGGGCUGAUAAUGAAUAAGGCGGGCUGAUAAUGAAUAAGGCGGGCUGAUAAUGAAUUGCAACACACACUAGAACCAAAUCAGAGCCAUUUUUGAUGCUCUGCUAAAAAUAGGAUGGCUCAGAUUAUGUACGUACUGUAGAUAGACCGGUAUUGCAUCGCAAGUACACAAAUGCGGGUACAUGCAAUUAUACGCUCUCUCAAUCGGUUUACACAGAGCACAACCACUGGACAUACGGGAUCACUCCUGAUGUCCCUUUAACGAACGGAGUGUCUUGUUUGUGAGGAGUUUGAUUUCAGAAAGCGUUUUUUACUACGUCGUCUGUGUGUGUAGGCCAGUGAUUUUCUGUGUAAUAUCAUUGUGUGUUCCAAAAGACCGAGAACGGAAGCAGCAAAAGAAAAAUCAUGAAGUGUUAAAUAACACACUCUGAAUCUCCGUUACUAAAUGUUGAAUGAUUUCUUAUUUUUCAUUUCAUCUCUUUUUGGAUGCCAACACUUUCAAGUUGUAUCUGUAAUGGGUUUUGUUCACUUUGCAUGCCUGUGUUUGACUACAUGUGCCCACUCUGAUUAGGACUGGCUUACAGGCAGACCCUAUAGGUCCAGCAGAGCCCAUUAGGAAAAUGUAAAGUAAAGAGGCUUAUUUUUAUAUACAAACAUGAGAAGUAUGUUUUUUGUUUGUUUGAUGUUCUCUUGUUUUGUUUGGAAUGUUUAUGUACAAACGUUUUGUUAUUGAAGCUAGCGGCCCUGUUUUCCAGGGUCCAAUUAAGUUUUCUAAAUAUUGAUGAUAAAUGAGAAAAAAAUUAUGUCAAAUGGUUUUUAACACGAUCCGAAAAAGGCCUUAUUUACAGUUAACUGCCAAAAUAAUGGAAACACUUAAGUAAAUGAGGGAUACAAAGUAUAUUUAAACCAGGGCGUUCUACACAGGGUCUGGUUCAGGAGUCUAAUAAACACAUUAACAUCCCAUCAUGCUUAGGGUCAGGUAUUAAAAAUGCCCAGUUGCUGAUUUAUUAUGGCUAGAAGGGAUUGUGUGUGUGUGUGUGUGUGUGUGUGUGUGUGUGUGUGUGUGUGUGUGUGUGUGUGUGUGUGUGUGUGUGUGUGUGUGUGUGUGUGUGUGUGUGUGUGUGUGUGUGUGUGUGUGUGUGUGUGUGUGUGUGUGUGUCAUUUACCAGAUCUCUACCAAAUUGAACACUUAUGGGAGAUUGUGGAGCGGUGCCUGAAACAGCGUUUUCCACCACGUCAAUAGAACACUAAAUGAUGGAAUGUCUCAUAGAAGAAUGGUGCAUCCCUCCAGUAGAGUUCCAGACACCUGUAGAACCAAUUUAACGGCACAUUGAAGCUGUUCUGACGGCUCCUUCUGGCCCUACACCCUAUUAAAUCGGGGUUUCCGUUAUUUUGGCAGUUACCGGUAUGUUCUUUUUGUAAAGACAUAACUAUAGUGAAAAGCACAGAAAGCCUGACUAGUAGAAGCUACACUCCCCUACGUUUUGUUUGGACAGUAAAACGUUUACUUUGGCACUUCAGCAUUUUGGGAUUUGAGAUCAAAUGUUUUAUGAGGAGACAGUACAGAAAGUCACCUUUUUAUUUCAGGGAAUUUUCAUACGUAUUUGUUUUACAUUUUUUUACAUUUUAGUCAUUUAGUAGACGCUCUUAUCCAGAGCAACUUACAGUAGUGAAUGCGUACAUUUCAUACAUUUUUUUUUUUCUUUUCGUACUGGUCCACCGUGGGAAUCGAACACACAACCCUGGCGUUGCAAACACCAUGUUCUACCAACUGAGCCACACGGGACCUUUACAGUUCAGAAAUUGAUGCACUUUAUGUAUCUAGUCCCCUCCAUUUGAAUAACUAUUUGGACAAACAGUUUGUAAAAAUGUUGUGGUAUUUGGUCCCAUAUUCCUUGCACACAAUGAUUACAUCACUCUUGUGACUCUAGAAACUUGUUGGAUGCAUUUGCAGUUUGUUUUGUUUGUGUUUCAGAUUAUAUUGUGCCCAAUAGAAAUUAAUUUUAAUUACAUUUUUUUUACCUUUAUUUAACUAGGCAAGUCAGUUAAGAACAAAUUCUUAUUUUCAAUAACAGCCUAGGAACGGUGGGUUAACUGCCUUGUUCAGGGGCAGAACGACAGAUUUUUACCUUGUCAGCUCGGGGAUUCGAUCUUGCAACCUUUCGGUUAUUAGUCCAAUGCUCUGACCACUAGGCUACCUAGAGAAAUGAAAGGUGAAUAGUGUAUUGUCAUUUUGGAGUCACUUUUUUUGUAAAUACACACUGCUAUGUUAAUGUGGAUGCUACCAUGAUUACGGAUAAUCAUGAAUUAAUCGUGAAUAAUAAAAAUGAGUGAGGAAAGUUAAGGGCAUAAAUGUCAUAUCCCACCCAAAAAUGCUAACCACCUGUUACUGCUAAUGGUGAGAAGUUAGCAUGUUUUGGGAGCAUGAUCUUAGUGCGUCUGUAGAUACAUAAAGUGCAUUCAUUUCUAAACUGUAAAACAGAUAUGUAUGAAAAUACCCUCAAAUAAAAAAGGUGACUUUCUGUACUGUCACCUCAUAUAAACAUUUGAUCUCAAAUCCCAAAAUGCUGGAGGAUAGAGCCAAAUUAAACAUUUUAGUGUCACUGUCCAAAUAAAUACAUAGGGCAGUGUAUAUGCCUAUAGGGAAAUUAGUCAACGGAAGCUAAACUACAGUAGAGUGACGUAGCUACGGCAUAGUAAUAUGUUACAUUGACAAUUGCAGUUGGGAUAGAAAUUCAGAAACAUAUACUUGAUUUGCAGUACCCUCAUUUUCUGCAAACAAGUCCAGUUUUGCCAGUGUGUCAUGUUUUAAAAAAAAAACAUUUUUUUUUAAUCAUUUAUAAUAGUUCCGUUCGAUGUCCCUCUUUCAAGUGCACAAUUCAGUAUACUAUGCUUAUUGCAACGGUCACAAUGAACUGAAAUAGUUAUUAUGGUACUUAGGCAUACAGAUCCACAACACAGAGAUACAGCACAAAUGCAAUCACAGUCUAAAAAAAACAUGGCUAUGUUGCAUGCAUUUAAUCUUUUAUUUAUGUACAUAUACAUAUUGCAUUAGAGGCAGAGAGCAGUUGGGAUCCUCUGACCUCAGGCAGCACAUCGGUCCUCAGUUUGAGAAGGACUGGAGUACUGUGGCUGAUCUAGGGAUAGCUUUUUAAGAAUGUUUUCCAAAUGCUCCAUCUUCUAUUCUAAUAUUAUUGCAUAAAGUUCAGGGCCUUUUAUUGUUGGGAAAACCUGCACCAAUGUACUGUAUAUUUCCAAUCUUAUGCUUCUAUUUUCUGUCAUUCAGAAAAACUGACAUGAGAUUUAGAUCCCCACUGAGUGUUUCUGGCUCGGGGUCAGGUGGUUCUCUGCUGCACUCUCUCUCACAUCUCUGCUGUGUUUUUUUUUGGUUUUUUAAAAUCUACUGUUGACUUUUCUCUGUCUGUUUGCCCUAGAGCUUUUCUAUUUUGGAAUAAAUGAUGCCUAACCUCGA
Salmo salar (Atlantic salmon) is the source of this 6639-nucleotide messenger RNA. RefSeq names its product pbx/knotted 1 homeobox 1.1 (gene pknox1.1). The record is from RefSeq and is a predicted model, not a curated record. Gene Ontology annotation, molecular function: DNA binding. Gene Ontology annotation, biological process: regulation of DNA-templated transcription. NCBI's taxonomy places the organism in Eukaryota, Metazoa, Chordata, Actinopteri, Salmoniformes, Salmonidae.